CUUACCUUCGCCGCGGAAUACGUCUUGAAUGGCGCUUCGAGAUGUCAGUCGAUGAUGGUAUCGCGAAGCUAAACUCCUCAUCCGAGUCCGACCGAGUGGCUGCCUUGCUACGGCUGAUGAGCUGGGUUUCGUCCGACCCGGUUCAACAUAAUACCUAGAAGAUAUAUCAAGUACAAUUCGGAAGUACUACCCUUCCGAUAGUCCUAUCUCGAAGGGAGUCCUUCAGAAGGCAAUAUACCAGAUGACCUGCGAAGUUCCGUGUCUGGACGUCACGAGAUGUCGUCAGAAUGGAAUACGGGCAAUAUUCGGUCAGUACACUCGAGCAGAGAAAGCAGGCACCCAGGAGGAAGAAAUGUCGUCUCAAACAUGUGUGGGUCUUAUCAAUGCAGAAUCAUUUGACCAAGCUCGCUCGUCUGGCGCAGAGUUGUUGACUAUCGGACUACAGUCCCAGCCCGGAACGCCAGUCUACGAGGCAAUCCGGGUUCCUGGAACAUCUCCACCAGAAUACCGGAUCAUAGGCGAUUGGGUCCCUCUCCGUGACGACCUCAGAGUCACCGAGUAGGAGCCAUCAUGGUUCAUGACAAGGACGAGCAUGAUGCUUACAUAGUGUGAGGGAGAGCGUCCCGUGGCGAUGGAGGACAGGAUCACAAUCGGACUGUGCAGAGGGGGUCUUCUUGAGUAAGCCUGGAGUCUGGAUGGAUCAUACUGAUAGAUUUGACAAAUGUUCC
Exophiala xenobiotica is the source of this 728-nucleotide messenger RNA. RefSeq lists its product as uncharacterized. The coding region runs from base 242 to 562 and encodes 106 amino acids. The transcript has a single exon. The record is from RefSeq and is a predicted model, not a curated record. Lineage: Eukaryota; Fungi; Ascomycota; Eurotiomycetes; Chaetothyriales; Herpotrichiellaceae.